AUGUCGUCUCCAGCACGAUCGCACGCCAGUUACACCGUCGCAUGGAUCUGCGCCUUGCCGCUAGAAAUGACAGCUGCGAAGGUCAUGCUCGACGAGACCCACGACCCACUCCCUCAACAGUCGACAGAUCACAAUAUCUAUACGCUCGGGAGCAUCAGUGGACACAAUGUGGUUGUGGUGUGCCUCCCGUCGGGAGUGUACGGGACGACAUCCGCGUCGACGGUGGUUUCACAUUUGAUAACGACAUUUCCGUAUGUGCAAUUUGGAUUGAUGGUCGGCAUCGGCGGCGGUGUCCCUAGCCCCAGUGCCGAUAUCCGUCUGGGUGAUAUUGUGGUCAGCAAACCUACGCCAGCCUCGAGCGGCGUCGUGCAAUAUGACUACGGCAAGGCUCUCCGCGAUGGCCAAUUUCAGCGAACAGGUCAGCUGAACAAGCCGCCUCCGAUACUGUUGAAAGCGAUGACCCAAAUGGAGAGCGAUUACAUGAUGGGAAGAAAAAGAGUAGGUGAAAUACUGGCUCAGUCACUGGGGGAGAAUGAGGCAUUGCGAGAGCGAUUCGCUCGCCCCCAAAAUGACUGGCUCUUCCAGGCAACCUAUGAUCACGAUGGGCAAAGCUGCUUGGAGUGCGACUAUACCCAGCUCGUUAGCCGCCCCGAGCGAAUCACCGAUGAGCCAUAUGUUCACUACGGGUUGAUUGCUUCCGGAAACCAGGUCAUGAAAGAUGCUAACACCCGAGAUGUUAUCGCCAGAGACCUGGAUAUCCUCUGUUUUGAGAUGGAGGCUGCUGGACUGAUGGAUGAACUCCCAUCGCUGAUCAUACGGGGUAUCUCUGACUACUGUGACUCGCAUAAAAAUAAAGAAUGGCAAGGAUAUGCAGCCUUUGCUGCUGCUACUUAUGCUAAAGUACUUUUGCUGACUGUUCCGAACAAUCACCGGAAAGAUGUCCAUGAGCCUCAUCGGCCUCAAGAACAGUUGUGGGUGGUCCCAUUCGGUCAAAAUUCCCGCUUUGUUGGUCGAGGAGAGGAAAUCGGUCGAAUUGAAGCUCUACUCACCCAACCCAGUGGGUCAUCAAAUAUUGCCGUUUGCGGGCUGGGUGGAGUUGGAAAGACGCAGAUAGCCCUCGAAUUGGCAUACCGCAUGCGUAAUCGCGACCCUCAAUGGUCGAUAUUCUGGAUUCCAUGUACAGGUUACGAAAGUGUCGAACAGGCGUACAUCAGCAUAGCACAGAAAGUAGGGAUUGAAGUGAAAGCAGCUGAGGUGAAAAGUCAAGUCAAAGCAUACUUCAGUCAGAGAAGCGCCGGUAACUGGCUGCUGAUAUUCGAUAACGCUGACGAUAUGGAGAUGUGGAUCGACGGGACCAGUACAAACCCUGCGUUGAAGCAAUACCUCCCACAGAGCGAUAGAGGUCAUAUUGUGUUCACAACGCGUAGCCGGAAGCUGGCGGUUAAACUUGCCUCCAAAUUGAGUUCAGAUCAAAGUGCUACCUUGAAGCUCCUCGAGCAACUCGCCUGUCUUCCACUUGCCAUCUCCCAGGCAGCAGCGUACAUAAACGAGAACGACAUCGGCAUUUCUGACUAUCUGGAGCUUUUGGAGGCACAGGAAUCCGAUGUCAUCGAGCUUCUCAGCGAGGAGUUUGAAGAUGAAGGCCGAUACACAGACACGCAGAAUCCCAUUGCCACUACGUGGCUGAUCUCUUUCCAGCAGAUUCAACGUCUAGACCAAGUCGCAGCGGAAUACCUAGCAUUUAUGGCUUGCAUAGAUCCUCGUGAUAUCCCGCAGUCCCUCCUGCCGGAUUCCUUCUCCCGUGGUUCCAUCACGAAGAAAAAGCGGAUCGAUGCUAUUGGGUUGCUAAAAGGGUACUCUUUCGUCAAUGAACAAGCGGGCCAUGACUUUCUCAGUCUCCAUCGGCUCGUUCAUCUUGCAACGCGUAACUGGCUGCGUAUUAACCAGAAGUUCGGCGAGCAAAUAACGAAAACCGCAGACAGACUAAUGGAGGUAUUCCCCAACAAUAACAAUGAAAAUCGAGCUUUGUGGCGGGAAUAUCUACCUCAUGCUUUGUCCUUGAUCUAUGAAAAGGAAUUCGGCUUGCAACGACGCCACUAUAUCCCUUUGAUCCAGACAGUCUGUGAAUGUCUUGAUAAGGAUGGCAGAUAUAACGAAGCAGCUCUCAUGUGUGACGCAGUUGUGGGAUUGAAACUGGAAAAGGCCGGCGAGGAAGACCCAUCUACCUUACAAAGCAUGGGACUGCUGGCGAAUAUCUACAGCAGACAGGGACGCUGGAAGGAAGCCGAGCAUCUUUUCGAACGGGUGAUCGAUAUCCGCAAACGCGUGGUCGGACCCGAGGACCCAUCCACCCUCCGGACCAUGAACAACCUUGCAGCUGCAUAUCGCAAGCAGGGGCGCAAGAAAGAAGCAGAAGAGCUGGGAAAGAGAGUGGUUCAGCUACAGACACAACUCCUGGGACCAACCAACCUCCAAACCUUGGUCAGCAUGAACAGCCUAGCGAUGAAUUACAUCAACGAUAGGCGUUGGAACGAAGCAGAGGAGCUUGCCGCCCAUGUUAUGGCACAUCGCAUGAGAAUCUUGGGCCCGGAACACCCGGACACGUUGAUCAGCAUGGGAAACCUUGCCACCGUGCUCAGUAAUCUAGGACAACUGGAACAAUCACAACAGCUAGCGUUGGGGGUCCUGCAGAUGCACCAGCUUUCGCUGGGACCGGAGCACCCCCAUACGCUUAUCAGCAUGUCCAAUGUGGCUCGUCUGUGGAGGAAGAUGGGCAAGCUUGAGGCGGCCGUCGACUUGAUGACGGAGUGCCUGAAACUUAGAGAGAAGGUAUUUGGUGCAGGUCACCCCCGCGCCCUGUCUUCGCGCAAGAGCCUGGAAGACUGGAAGAUGGAGCUUGAACAGGGGUGGGACGUUGUAGAAAGCGAUACAGAGAUGAAUAAAUAGGAUGUGUCAGCGCAGGCUCCAGAAUAUGACUUUUAGGCUCUCUGGCCUGUUCAAGGUCUCCAAGAUUGGAACCGACCAAUGCCAGAUAACGUGAAGAUAACG
Aspergillus steynii IBT 23096 is the source of this 3048-nucleotide messenger RNA. RefSeq names its product violaceus kinesin. NCBI's taxonomy places the organism in Eukaryota, Fungi, Ascomycota, Eurotiomycetes, Eurotiales, Aspergillaceae. The transcript is spliced from 2 exons. Gene Ontology annotation, molecular function: ADP binding; catalytic activity; protein binding. The coding region runs from base 1 to 2946 and encodes 981 amino acids. The record is from RefSeq and is a predicted model, not a curated record. Gene Ontology annotation, biological process: nucleoside metabolic process.